Molecule: messenger RNA, 384 nt
Organism: Asparagus officinalis (garden asparagus)
Lineage: Eukaryota; Viridiplantae; Streptophyta; Magnoliopsida; Asparagales; Asparagaceae
Exons: 2
Coding region: 1-384 (127 amino acids)
Source: RefSeq, a predicted model, not a curated record
AUGGUGACUACUUCUUCUAAUCACUCAGAGAUUAUCACUUUAUAUGAGGCCUCACGAGAAUGUGUAUGGUUGAGAUCGUUGAUACGACACAUUUGUGGCUCGUGUGGUCUAGCGAAGGACGAUAUUACCCCCACUGUCCUUUAUGAUGAUAAUGCAACUUGUGUUGCACAAAUGAGCAGUGGAUAUGUAAAAGGAACCAUGACAAAACAUAUUACGCCAAAAUUCUUUUAUCCACAUGAGCUCCAAAAGAAUGGAGAAAUCACCAUCGAAAAGGUUCGCUCAAGUGACAAUCUUGCAGAUUUGUUCACCAAAUCUCUGCCUACAUCCACUUUUGAGAAAUAUGUUCACAAUAUUGGCAAAGGUGGCGUUUACUGGCUUCAAUAG